CUGUGGAGGGAGGUCUCUGUUGGCACACACACACACACACACACACACACACACACACACACACACACACACACACACACACAGUUCCCACAUGUCUACUAAGGAAAAGUUGAGGUGCUGCUCUGUGAUCCUGCUCAGGAACAGAUUCAAAGCUUUACACAGUUACAAGAAAGAGAGGUGAGCAUGUCUUCCUGUGUGGCAAAGUCCAGAAGCAAGAACCCGUACGCAGCAGUGCAGGUGGACCCGGACAGUGACUACAUCACACCGGGAACAUUAGACCUGGAGCAGCUGUUCUGGUCCGGCACCGGGGCUCAGUACGCCCAUGUCAACCAGGUCUGGCCCAACAUCUACAUCGGGGAUGAGAAAACAGCUCUGGAGCGGCCUGGCCUGAGGGAGCUGGGUAUUACACAUGUCCUCAAUGCAGCGGAGGGAAAGUUUAAUAAUGUACUGACUGGUGCUGAUUACUACACGGACAUGGACAUCCAGUACUUUGGUGUGGAGGCUGAUGACAAACCCACCUUCAACAUCUCCCAGUACUUCUGCCCUGCAACCCAGUUCAUCCACGAGGCCCUCAGUCAACCGCAGAACAAGGUGCUGGUGCACUGUGUGAUGGGUCGGAGCAGAUCAGCGACUCUGGUCUUGGCAUACUUGAUGAUGAAAUGCAGCUUAACUGUGGUGGAUGCUGUUGAGCAUGUGAAACAGCGCCGCUGCAUUCUGCCCAAUCACGGCUUCCUAAAGCAGCUCAGAGCACUAGACAUCAUGUUACAAGAGGAGAGGCUGAGGCAAAAAAGAGAGAUGCAACAACAAUAGUUAACUCUGUUAUCUCUGUUUACCACUUUGAUUGUCCUCUGAAUCCAUCUCAGGUAUAUGAAAAUGUUCUUUUUGUUUCUUUAACUACUGUGUCAUUAAACUCUGUUUUGUUUUUCACAACUGUGUCAGGUGUACAAGUACACCAGUGUGAAUACUGUUAAGUGUGUGUACAGGUCUGAACAUGGUGGUAGCAGAAGGUUUUGAUGCAUAGAAUAUUAGCUGUAAUCUCAGAGACAGCUGCAUGAAGUGCCGGUACAAAUGCACCAGCUUCUGUGUUAGUUUCUUUGCUAGCUUGAUGGCUAAGCUCCUCCGGCUCGUCGAAUUUGGCUUUCUUCUGUGCGACAUGUUGUCCGACUGCCUCAGAAAGUAGUUAACACUCAUCACGUGUUUAGGAAUUGUUCAAGUCAAGGAAAUAGUCUGUUUGUAGGUUAUAAUGUAGAAAGAUAGUGUAAUGGCACACAAGCUCGAUUGAACGUGACCUCUCUUUAAGCUGCCAUCUUGAGAACCCUUGAUGCAUAGAACAAAAGUUUAGAGUUGUAGCUGCUAGUCAAGAGGUUUCCACUUAUAUUAUCGUGAAACUUACAGAUCUACUGUAUACUACUGGAACUAAGAAGCCUCAGAUUUAUCACUUCUGUUGCCUCAGCAUUUUCUUGUACUACAGAUUUGAAUGUUGAAAUGAGUUUUGCACAGAGAUCUAUAAGGAAUACUAUUUACAUCUCUUACUAAGAAUUAUCUUUGAUUUAAAGGGGACCUAUUAUGCUUGUCCUUAUUUCCUGUCUGGCUCCAGAUCGUUCUGGAUGCUGUUUUUUUCUACUUUCAAGACAAGACAGCUACACUGCUGCAUGCUAACAUCAGUGAAACAUGUAUUUUUAUUAACGAUAUUCUUAAAUCCUCCUGAUUUCAGAUCAUAUUCCUGCUGGAACAUGUCCAGUUGUAAAGUUUUCGACUUGGAAGCUUUUAUUGGUGGGUUUUCAUGGUAAAAAUUGGUGCUAUACUGUAACCAGAGCGAUAGAUAAGAACAAAAGUCAAACUUUAACUUAAGUUUAAACAAGUUUUUUGUGUUCUUAUCUAUCGCUCUGACUGUGACCAAUUAGAAAGAGGGGGCUUAAAGAGACAGGCACUAAAAUGGAGCGAUUCAGACAGAGGAUGAGUACAGGUGUUCCAGCACAGAUGAUAUGAGGACAAUAAAGUAUUUUUUGACCAUAAAGGCACGUAAACAUGUUCUUGUAGAGACCAAAAAUACAAGCAUGAACCUAAAAAUCAGCAUAAUAUGGGACCUUUAAAAAAACAUAAAAAAAGAGAUCUGAUUUAAAGAAAUUCUGAGGGUUAAAGCCAAGUGGUAACCUCUGGGACUGAAAAAACAUACACCAAUGCAGACAUGCGAAAAAUUCCACUUCCUCUACUGGCCACUUUAAGCUGGUUCCCAAAGCCAGUCUCCAUAUACACUCAUGCUAAAAUGCUUUACAGCAGAAAUAAACAUGUUCACAACCUUCCUUUCAAAGUUGUGAAAACUGUGCAGGGGGUGAUUUUUUACAUCACUCAUCUGUUCACAUUUUAUUGAGGCAUAGAUGCUUUGAGUGACAGGUUGUCUAAGGAGUCACCAUAGUCAAAGAAUCAGAUCCACCCCUCACUGCUCCACAGCUCCACAGCUCCACCCUGUUAUCCAAAUAUGGUCACCUCUGGUUCCACAAAUCCAAGAUAGCGACUGGGUGAUGUCACAGUGGCUACAUCCAUCAUUUUUAUAGUCAAUGGUUAAAACAUCUAAAAAGGUUAGUAAAUAACAUGGAAGAAAGACGGAGUAAUAUGAUUGUGGUUGUAGGUUUUAUUUGUGAAUUUUAGGCCUCACAGUCUAGCUCAGAGAUGGGCAACUUGACCGUGAGUGAGACCAGGAAUAAAUUAUCAAAUAAGGCUUUUUGGUGUAUCUAAGCAUGUAAAAAGAAACCACCUAUUUAAUGGAGGGACAAUACUAUCAGGUAUGCAAGUGUCACAACAACUCUUGGUAGUAUUCAGAAAAUGUACAUCUUGCUUGAGUACAUCUAUAUUCAGUAUAAUGGCAUUCAAGUAUUCAGUGUUGUUCACACCACAUGACACAGACUUGGGCUUCAUACUAUACAUACUAUAUUGCAAGAGGUCAACAUAAACUGACAAAGAACAGGAGCUACUGAUGCAGGUGAAAAACAAACAGCAGGAGUAAGGGCAGUUUUAAUACCCACUGAACAGUCAAAUGUGUUAUCUUUUCACCUCACAUGCAUUUGCAUGCAAGAUGUGCGUCCACCCCCGCAAGCCACCAGUUGCCCAUCACUGGUCUAGCUUGCAAGUUUCCCUGCACAGACGACUGCAGGUUCACAUUAACACCUGUAGGCUUCUGCAAACUUUGUAAUAUUUACAAAGACGGGAAGGAACAAAAGGCACUCAAUAGAAGCACCAGCCCAAAAAACAGCAUGAGGAAAGACACACGUGCACAAUAGUGAUGUUGGCAUUAACGUCUUGAUAGCACUGACACAGUGAAGCUGACAUCCCACAGUCAUCACGAACUUACUGGGCAGAGGCUUUUUCACAUUUAAAAAGAGUGUGCGUAAAAGAAAAA
This is a messenger RNA of Epinephelus moara (kelp grouper), 3397 nucleotides long. RefSeq names its product dual specificity phosphatase 29. Bases 184 to 810 code for a protein of 208 amino acids. Gene Ontology annotation, cellular component: cytoplasm. Gene Ontology annotation, molecular function: protein tyrosine/serine/threonine phosphatase activity; MAP kinase phosphatase activity. The transcript has 4 exons. NCBI's taxonomy places the organism in Eukaryota, Metazoa, Chordata, Actinopteri, Perciformes, Serranidae. The record is from RefSeq and is a predicted model, not a curated record. Gene Ontology annotation, biological process: negative regulation of MAPK cascade; protein dephosphorylation.